GCAAUUGGUCUGUCCUUUGUAGCUGCACCAGUUCAGCAGUGCAGCUACAAAGAUCAGACCAAAGAGUUGCCGCGGUCUGUGUGUAACCGGUCAUAGAAAUAGAGAUUGGUUAGGCGUACGUACGUGUGUUAUGUUAAAAUCACAUAGUUCCACAACUUAUUUUUCAUAAAAUUAACACAGAUCCAUGGUGGUAAGAUUAAGGAUAUCAUCAUGGCAAUGUUCGAAGUGCUGAGAAAAGAUUACAGUGUUUAUUUGCGACAACAUUUCAAGCAAUCGGACGUCUCAUCGUUUCAGAAGAAAUGCGUCGAACGUUGUGCGAACGAUGGGGACAGGAAAGCGGCGGUCGAUCAGGCGCUUCGAGACACCCUUUUGAUAGUGUUGACGGAGAACUCCUCCGGCAAUGUGCAUUCUCUUGAGUUAUAUAUUACUUUUUGCAUAGAACUAUGCAGGAAGGAUUUGGCAACGGCGAGUAUGCCGGUGAUGCUGCUCGGUGAUAUUUUCGAUUCAGUAACUUUGGACAGAUGUGAACAACUGUUCACCUUUGUUGAGGACAAUGUCUCUGUGUGGAAGGAAGAUUUGUUUUUCAGCGCCUGCAAGAAUAAUUUGUUAAGAAUGUGUAAUGACCUGUUGAGAAGACUGUCACGUUCUCAGCAAACUGUAUUCUGUGGUAGAAUCUUGCUAUUCCUUGCAAAAUUCUUUCCUUUCUCUGAAAGAUCCGGCUUAAAUAUUGUCAGUGAGUUCAAUCUCGAAAAUUAUACAGAGUUUGGGUCUGAAAAAACAGAAGGUGAUGAUCUAGAGCAAAUAAACAAAGACGAUGAUAAGUCAGAAAAUAAAAUACCAAUUGAUUAUAACUUAUACAGAAAGUUUUGGGCACUACAGGAUUAUUUUAGGAAUCCGAAUCAGUGCUACAAUAAGAUGCAUUGGAAAGUUUUCUCAGCUCAUGCAUCUAAUGUGCUAUCAGCAUUUUCAUCUUUUAAAUUGGAAGAGCAACGUAGUUAUCCCACAACGUGUAUCAAAAUGGAUUCUUCUAUGGAAGGUUCUCACAAGGAAACUCACUACUUUGCUAAAUAUUUGACUAAUCAGAAAUUGCUGGAACUACAGCUGUCAGAUUCCAACUUCAGGCGAUAUGUGUUGCUGCAGUUUCUCAUUCUUUUCCAGUAUCUGAAUAGCACUGUGAAGUUCAAAGCCUUCCUUGCCAGUGGCUAUGAGACAAGUGAGACGCAUGAGCUUAAGCCGGAUCAAGUGGAGUGGGUGAAAACUACCACAGAACAAGUUUAUGCUUUACUGACCGAGACACCGCCUGACGGGCCAGCUUUUGCGGAGACUGUAAAAAAUAUCCUGAAACGCGAGGAACAUUGGAAUGCGUGGAAGAAUGAGGGUUGCCCACCGUUCAAGAGGCCAACGUCGGACAUCGCUGCAGACGAGGAACCGCGGAAACCGAAGAGACCGAGGCGGAGAAUCGGGGACGUGAUCAGAGACGCGCAAACAGUUGGCAAAUAUCACAUGGGAAACCCGGAACUCACGAAAUUGUGGAAUCUGUGUCCUGACAAUCUCGAAGCUUGCAAAUCCAAGGAUAGAGAUUUUCUUCCUUCUCUAGAAACGUACUUCGAGGAUGCCAUAGUAGAAUUAGAUCCCGCCGCGAUGAUCGAUGAUAAGUACAAAAAAGUGAACGAUGGUAAUUUCGGUUGGAGAGCGUUAAGAUUGUUAGCAAGACGAAGUCCGCAUUUCUUCGUUCACGGCAAUUAUCCCAUAAAUAAAUUGCCCGAAUAUCUUGAAACGAUGAUCAAGAAAAUUGCCAAAGAUCGUCCGCAGACACAGUCUGACAUUAAAUUGGAAACCGAAGAGACACCGCCGCCGGAAUCUAACGAUCAGGAAUUCAAUGAGGAUGUCCUCAAGCAAGAAAGCGACCAAGUUGAUUCCGAGAGCGUCGACAUGAAAACUAGAAAGUUAAAUAAAGUUACUCCGGAAAUGGUGGCGAAAUUAUCGGAAAGCCUGAAGAACGACUGGAAGAAGUUGGCGGCAAAAUUCGGUUACACCAACGACGAGAUCGCCUUCUUUCAAAGUAAAUCAACACCGUACGAACAGUGCAAGAGUAUGCUCGAGAUAUGGGCGGAAGAGGACGAGGACGCGUCGGUGGAAAAUUUAGCUUACAUCUUAGAAGGUUUGAAGUAUACGGAAGCUUUAACAGUACUUAAAUCUUAAAUAUAUUUUUUAAUA
This is a messenger RNA of Harpegnathos saltator (Jerdon's jumping ant), 2217 nucleotides long. RefSeq names its product THO complex 1-like protein Hpr1 (gene Hpr1). The record is from RefSeq and is a predicted model, not a curated record. NCBI's taxonomy places the organism in Eukaryota, Metazoa, Arthropoda, Insecta, Hymenoptera, Formicidae. Bases 211 to 2202 code for a protein of 663 amino acids. The transcript is spliced from 9 exons. Gene Ontology annotation, cellular component: THO complex part of transcription export complex. Gene Ontology annotation, biological process: signal transduction; mRNA export from nucleus. Gene Ontology annotation, molecular function: protein binding.